AUGGCACAACAUCUAGCUCUACCUCUUUUCCUCCCAAUCCCACCGCCCAUAAAGCCGCUCUUUCUUAAUCAAAACCAUCACAAUCCUCAAUCCACAACGCCCUUAUCACCACAACAACAAACGACUUCACCACCUCCCUCUUUCACUCCUCUUCUUCAAGACUUCCUUCACCAACAAAACCCCUCGCACACUUCUUCACAACACUUUAACUCUCCAUCUUUCAUACCCAGAAACAGAACCCGAUUUGGGAAGUCACGUGACGUUAACCACGGGAAACCCUGGUCAAACCACCGCCUCUCCGAUAAAGGUCAGCGGGUUUUCCAAUGUUUAAUUGAUGAAUCUUUUGAUGUGAAAGAUAUUGAUAGUGUUUUGUUACAGUUAUUUGAGCCAUAUCGGGAAAACCCAGAUGUAAUGAUUGAUGGUUUGAGUUUUGAUAUGUUGGGUAUUUUUAAGGGUUUACGGUUUUACAAGAAAUGUGACUUGGCGUUGAGUGUGUUUGAGUGGCUUAGGAGUCGUAAAGAUUGUGAGUUGGUCUUGAAUGGUUCUGUUAUAUCUGUAAUUAUUAGCAUGUUAGGGAAAGAAGGUAAAGUUUCGGCUGCGGCUUCAUUGUUGAGUAGUUUGCAUAAAGAUGGGAUUGAUAUUCAUGUUUAUGCUUAUCAAGAAUUGAUAAGUGCUUAUGCUAGCAAUGGGAGGUAUAGGGAGGCUGUGAUGGUGUUCAAGAAGAUGGAGGAUGAGAGGUGUAAACCUACUUUGAUAACUUACAAUGUGAUUCUGAAUGUGUAUGGGAAAAUGGGUAUGCCCUGGAAUAAGAUUGUGACUCUCGUAGAGGGAAUGAAGAAUGCCGGAGUUGCCCCAAGUUCUUAUACUUAUAAUACGCUUAUAAGUUGUUGUCGGCGGGGUUCUUUGCAUGAAGAAGCAGCUUGGGUUUUUGAGGAAAUGAAAUUAGCGUGUUUUAGUCCAGAUAAGAUUACUUAUAAUGCCUUGUUGGAUGUUUAUGGGAAGUCUAGGCGGCCUAAAGAAGCCAUGGAGGUAUUAAGGGAGAUGGAGGUUAAUGGUUUUUCACCCAGUGUUGUGACUUACACUUCAUUGAUAUCAGCUUAUGCCAGAGUUGGUUUGAUGGAAGAGGCGAUGGAGCUUAAAAACCAGAUGGUGGAAAUAGGGAUUAAGCCUGACGUUUUUACUUACACCACCCUCUUAUCGGGGUUUGAGAAAGUCGGGAAGGAUGAGUCCGCAAUGAAGGUUUUUGAGGAGAUGAGAAAUGCAGGGUGCAAGCCGGACAUUUUUACUUUUAAUACUUUGAUUAAGAUGCAUGGAAAUAGGGGAAAGUUUGUGGAGAUGAUGAAGGUUUUUGAUGAGAUCAAGACAUGCAAUUGUAACCUGAACAUUGUUACUUGGAACACACUUCUGGCAGUAUUUGGGCGGAAUGGGAUGGACUCGGAAGUGUCAGGUGUGUUCAAGAAGAUGAAGAGGGCAGGGUUCAUUACUGAGAGUGACACUUUCAACACCCUAAUUAGUGCAUACAUUCGUUGUGGUUCUUUUGACCAAGCCAUGGCUGUUUAUAAGAGAAUGCUGCAAGUUGGGGUUACACCGGAUCUUUUCACCUACAAUACUGUUUUGGCAGCAUUGGCUCGGGUAGGGAUGUGGGAACAAUCUGAGAAAAUGAUUGGUGAAAUGAAGGAUGGUCGGUGUAAACCCAAUGAGCUAACAUACUGUUCUUUGCUUCGUGCUUAUGCCAAUGGCAAGGAGAUUGAGCGGAUGCUUACUCUUGCAGAAGAGAUAUUCUCUGGUCUGAUUGAACCUCAUGCUAUGCUCUUGAAGACCCUUGUUUUGGUUAAUAGUAAAAGUGACCUACUUAUAGAAACAGAGUGUGCCUUUUUAGAGUUGAAUAAAAAAGGAUUUUCCCCUGACAUAACCACUCUAAAUGCCAUGAUUUCGAUUUAUGGGAGGAGGCAGAUGGUUACCAAAACAAAUGAGAUCUUGAACUUCAUGAAUGAGAGUGGGUUAACUCCUAGCUUGGUAACCUACAAUAGCUUGAUGUAUAUGUACAGCCGUUCUGAAAAUUUUGAGAAGUCUGAAGAGAUGUUAAGGGAAAUUUUGGAAAAAGGAUUGAAACCUGAUAUAAUAUCAUAUAAUACUGUCAUUUAUGCCUAUUGUAGAAAUGGUCGGAUGAAAGAGGCUUUGCGGAUAUUUUUGGAAAUGAGAGAUUCUGGCCUUGUUCCAGAUGUAAUCACCUACACUAUCUUCGUUUCAAGUUAUGCAGCUGAUUCAUUGUUUGUGGAGGCUAUUGAUGUGGUUAGAUGCAUGAUCAAGCAAGGAUGUAAACCAGACCAGAGCACAUACAACACCAUUGUAGAUGGUUUUUGUAAACUCAAUCGUAGAGAUGAGGCAAUAAUGUUUGUUAACAAUCUUUCCAAGCUUGAUCCACACACAUCUAAGAGGGAAGAAUGCAGGUUAUCAGACCGUAUAGCAAAGAAAUGGUCAUAGAGGUAACUUUUUCCCAACUUCCUAUACCUCUACAAGCAUGUUGAUAUUCUCCUUCGGAGCGUCAUUAUCUCAAACAUUUCUGGUUUCUAAACACGCAAUAUUUAUUCUAUCAUAACAUGUUGUGUAUGCAAAAAGUAAUCCCAGAAAAGAAACACUCUCAUCGUGAGUGUUCGUCAUGUGGGCAUGCUCAAACUUUCUUUUGAAACAGAGAGACGUUCAUUCACAAUGGUAAGUUUGAUCAUCUUCUUUUUUUCUGACAUUUGAGAGGCACAUGUAUGAAAUAUGCCCUGAUAAAUAUGCUAUUGAAAUGAAAUGAACAUAAAUAAUUCCUUUUAACUUUCUUUUUGCUCUCCCUCUCUUUUGCUUUUGUGGCCUUUCAGUAGGAUUGACCCUAUUUGUAAUCACUCUUUAUAGCAUGUGUUGAAAUAUAAUGCUUUGAGCAUGCCAAUCUUGACUUGCAUUUCAAGAUACAACUUUCAAGUCUUUGGUUUGACAUUGACUUAACUGCCCAUGCAUAUCACUUAUUCAUAAGCAUGGAGAGGGACGAUCAUUGGGAUAAGAUAAUUGGUCUAAUUACAAGCCAAGGGAUUUGAGGGAGCCAUUUAUAAAAAAAAAACUAUGAGCUCCUUGAUUUGGAAUUCUGAGACUGUGUUGUUUGGAUAUCGUUAUUGAAUCAGUUCUUUAGGAAUAUCUAAAAGAUAAUAGUGCAUUAUUUUUGUAGUUAUUCUCGUUGUAGUUUGAGAUCGAGUGCAUGAUUUAAGUGAUUGAAUCAGUUCGUGAAGAAUAUGCAAAACAUUUCUUGUGAGUACUAAUAAUUUUUUUUCUCCUAAUCAAUAAUUGAUUUUCACAUCAAUGUAAAAUUAUCAAUUCAUAUCAUGGUAAUUUUGCUGUUAUAGUAUUGUAAAGCAAGGCAGUAGCUUUAAUUCCUUCUCUGCUGAUGCAAUUGUAAUGUUAUCACAAUGAACAAGUCUUUCUUUUUGUUAUAAUAAGAGCUAUCUAUGACUGAAAUUUGGGAAGUUAUCAACAUUUUCUUGUUUUAAUAGGAGUUGAGUUGUGCCUUCAUUCUCUCACAAAUAUUGUAUGCAAUUUGGUUUCAGGAUGCAAUAUUUCCAUUAACUGCAGCUGCAAUGGCUCUACCUUCUUUGUUGAUCUGUGAUAGAUUACAUGCAAUGCAGGUCUACAAUAGGCAAAGGAAGCAUAGUAGAGGAUCACAAGCUGGGCUGGCAAAACAGUACAGGACAGAUGGCAACAUGACAGAGGACAGUCAGCACAAGACAAAUGGCAAUAUAGGAGAGGAGCAGUACAACAUUAUGUUAUUGGAAUACUAGACAGAUGGCAAUAUGGGAGAGGAGCAGUACAACAUUUUGUUAUACUGGGCAUUACAAAAAGAGAGCAGAUCGUCAGGGAAAGGCAGAAGAGAGGACAAGAAAAUUUGGGAGGCAGCUGGCC
This is a messenger RNA of Pistacia vera, 3933 nucleotides long. RefSeq names its product pentatricopeptide repeat-containing protein At5g02860-like. The transcript has a single exon. The record is from RefSeq and is a predicted model, not a curated record. NCBI's taxonomy places the organism in Eukaryota, Viridiplantae, Streptophyta, Magnoliopsida, Sapindales, Anacardiaceae. The coding region runs from base 1 to 2484 and encodes 827 amino acids. Gene Ontology annotation, molecular function: protein binding.